GUCCUUCCUGGAUUCUGAGCAAAAGGCAAAUCGCCAUCUGCUGAAGUCAGUGCCCGCUUCCAGUGGAGACUAGUGUUCGCUGUGAACACUUCCUUUACACUAAAGGUUGUAGCCAUGGCUGCACAGAAGGACAGAGUGAUGGCCCUUAGCGAAUGGGAGGACCGCUGGCAAGAGGGAAGAAUCGGCUUCCAUCAGCUUCAUGUGCACCGGAUGCUGAAAACUAACAUCGAUAAGGUCCUGUGCGGUCGGAAAGACGUGCGCUUUUUCUUCCCUCUCUGUGGAAAAGCCAUAGACAUGAAAUGGCUAGCAGAUAUGGGUCACUCUGUGGUUGGGGUGGAGCUUUCUCAAAAGGCGAUCAAGCAGUUCUUUGAAGAAAACAACUUGAGCUACAGCGAGGAAUCCGUCCCUGCAAUACCAGGAGGAAAAAUGUUUAAGAGUUCUGACGGGAAGAUUUCCUUGUAUCAGUGCAGUUUUUAUGAUUUCUCAAGCUCUAUUGCAGGCCAGUUUGGAGGGAUCUGGGACCGGGGCGCCUUAGUGGCAAUUAACCCAUGUGACAGACAAAGGUACGCCGCACUCAUAGUGACUCUGAUGGACAAGGACUGCAGAUACCUCCUGGAUACGUUGCUCUACAACCCUGAGCUGUAUGGAGGGCCACCGUUUUUUGUGUCAGAUGAGGACGUAAGAAACUUAUUCGGAAGUGCCUGUGACAUUGAAUUGCUUCAGACUGAAGAUUCUUUUGAAGAAAGACACAAGUCUUGGGGGCUGGACUCACUGACUGAGAAAGUACACCUUCUUACUUUAAAGGGGAAUUAAUGAUUAAGGAAAUUGCUUCUCAGUAUGUAAUCUGUUUUUAUUUUUAAUGUAUAAAGCAAUACAUCUUGAUAUGAUGAGCCCAUUAUAAAUAACAUCAUGAUCAGCACCUGCACUUUUGUAAGGUAAUUACUGACAAUCUCAUAAAUAUGUUUACAUUUUG
Molecule: messenger RNA, 973 nt
Organism: Scleropages formosus (Asian bonytongue)
Lineage: Eukaryota; Metazoa; Chordata; Actinopteri; Osteoglossiformes; Osteoglossidae
Product: probable thiopurine S-methyltransferase
Exons: 9
Coding region: 115-813 (232 amino acids)
Molecular function (GO): thiopurine S-methyltransferase activity
Source: RefSeq, a predicted model, not a curated record